Podarcis lilfordi (Lilford's wall lizard) is the source of this 27693-nucleotide messenger RNA. Lineage: Eukaryota; Metazoa; Chordata; Lepidosauria; Squamata; Lacertidae. The record is from the annotation of a GenBank genome assembly.
CCCUGAUGUUGGGAAAGAUGAAGGGCACAAGGAGAAGGGGAUGACAGAGGACGAGAUGGUCGGACAGUGUUGUCGAAGCUAUGAACAUGAGUUUGACCAAACUGCAGGAGGCAGUGGAAGACAGGAGCAUAGCUGUCAACUUUCAGAUUUGAAAAUAAGGGAUCAGCAGCCUCGCCUGUCCCAGAGACCGUCUAUGGGAUAUCUAACAAUCCGGGAUAGCAGCGGGAACUGGCGCUGGAAUAAGGGAAUUUCACACAAAAAAAGGGAAGGUUGACAGGAGUGCCAGGCAUGCUCUGGCCCAUGGCAUAGCUGUCAACGUUUCCCUUUUUUCAAGGGAAAUCCCCUUAUUCCGAAUAGGAUUCCUCGCAAGAAAAGGGGAAAGUUGACAGCUGUGGUCCAUGGGGUCACAGAAGAGUCGGACACGACUUAAAGACUUAACAAUAACGGGGUGUGUGUUUGUGUGUGUCGUGUAGGUGGCAGCGACCCCCUUCCCCGCCCUCCCUGCUGCGCAGGAGACCUUCCCUCACGGGCCGGCCGAGGCCGCCACAGAGCGGCCGUUUGCGGAAGCGGCUCGCGCGUCUUUCUUCUCUCCGUCGCCUUGGCAACGGGGAGGAGGAGAGGGCCUGCUCCCUUCACGAGCGAGGAGCGGGGACGCGCUUAGCCCCACCGCCCACCCCAUGGCGUCCGGGCGCCCCGCUUUGGAGACAACCCCCGACGUGCCGACUCGGAAGCCGGCUCCCCGGGUAACCCGCGUGUGGAAAACGGAGGGUCGCCUUCCCGAGGCCUCAACCGCCACCCCCUUUCCCCGCUUGUGGGUUCGCCUCCGUUAAAGCAACGACGUCGUGGGGUGGGGGUGGGGGGGGUUGCACUGCCUUCUUUCCUAUAUGCUUGCUUUCCAAUAUGCAUUUUGUGUUUUUUAAUCUUGCCUUUUUUGGUGCUGCGAACCGCCCCGGAGAUCGACGGGUGAAGAAGGGCUAAGGAAGAGGAAGGAGCGCCGUUGAAAAUUUGAAGCGGUCACAAAACUGAUCGCACAGUUAUUCAAAAUCCUGCUGGAACUCGUUUCGUUAUUUUAACUAUCCAGGGAGAUCAGCUUCUCAAAGUGCUUUUUUUCCCUUUAAAAAAAAUGUUUAGGGGUACUCUCAUUUUCCUACUCGUAUUGAAGUACUGCCCCUCAAUGAGGCCAAAUUUAGAUUCACAAAAUGUUUAGGGGUCUGCGUCCCCCCAGGAAAAAAAAAGCACUGCUGAUAACCAUUGUCACAUCCAGAGGUGCAAAUUCCCACUUUGAGAACUGCCGCAUGAGAAAGUGCGCUCACGCUACCAAGUGGCCUAUUGUUUGAGAAUAAUGCAUCAAUUUUGGGGGGUGGAGGGGAUCUUGAAUGACUCGGGUGGCAAAUGGAUCUUUGUUUUCCCUGGGGUGGUCAUCAAACUAUUUUUUGCUCAGGAGUAGCUCCGUUGAAAUGAAUGAACAUGACUAACUCAGGCCUAUUCAUUUCAGCAGGUCUGCUCUGAGUAAAACUUAAUUGUUUCCACACAUUUUUAUUAGAUGUGUUAUUUAGUACAUUUUUAUAUCCAGCCUUUUCCACUUUGUGGAAUUGAAGGCUGUGCUUCCCAUCCAAGCAAGUACCUGCAGACCUGCUUAGAUUUCAGCAAGGUGACUGCAAACCUGUGCUGUGGGUUAUAGAGUGUCCACUUACACACUGACCCAAAGAAAAAUGAAUGCAUCAUCAAAGAAAUAGGAUGCCAGUUUGCCUAUCAUUUGUGGGCACACAAUAAUAUGUAUGGUAGAAAUAAUUGCUGUAAUUGAAACAGAAAUAAAAUACAGCUCACCAUUGUUUGGAAGUAUCUGACCAAUCUGCUGUUCAGGUGCAACUUCAGGACUCUAGCUGUCUGUUCUUAGAGAUGUUUAUCUUUAAACCAGACUGUCCUUUGAAUUAGAGCAGUUUUUCUCAAACUUGGGUCGCCAGCUAGUUUUGGACUACAGUUCUCAUCAUCCCUGCCCACUGGUCUCGAUAGCUAGGGAUGAUGGGGCUUGUAGUCCAAAAAUAGCUGAUGUCACAAGUUUGGGGAACACUGAAUUAGAGGAAGCCUUUAAACAGAAGAGUGUUCUAUCUAAAAAUAGAACAUGUCAAUACUACCCUGGGACCACAAGCAGCAUGCACUUUUCAUUUUACUCUAGUUUAAUUAAGUAUUAUAUGGAAUAAAGCAGCCUUUUGCCAACUUGGUGCCUCCAGAUGUUUUGGACUACAACUAUCCUCAGUCCCCAGCUAGAGUUUUAGUCCCAAACACCAGUUUGACAAAGGCUGGAAUACAGGAUGUGUGUGUGUUUCACAGCAGACAGGAUGAGAAGGGGUCUUCUGCAGUAGGUGUAGCUCCCACAGUCAAUGUGAUGAUAAUCAAUCUUUAAUAAAGGCAAUUCUCCCCAAAUCUAUAAGUUUCAUCGUUUCACUUCUAAUGGAGUAGGUGUGUGAAUAUCCUCUUAAUGUUUCGGAUUGUACCUAAUCAACAUUUGUGGGACAAACUUUUGAAACUAUUCGGUUUACGAACUCUGCAAAACCGGAAAUAGUGUCUUAGUUUGAGAACUUUACCUCAGUCUAAGAACGGAAUCCGAACGGUGGAAGGGCAGCGGCGGCGGGAGGCCUCAUUAGGGAAAGCACACCUCAGUUUAAGAACUGUUUUGGUUUAAGAACAGACUUCCGGAACGGAUUAAGUUCGUAAACAGCGGUACCACUGUAUUAAGUAUCUAUCACUUAAAUAUUUUUGUUUUACAGACAUUUCUCUAAAUCCACAACAUGGAUGAGUAUGAAGUGAUUAAAAUGAUUGGAGAAGGAUCUUUUGGCAAAGUAUUCUUGGCUAAAGGAAAGGAUAACAAUCAACCAUGUGUUAUCAAGGAGGUCAAUUUAACAAAGGUAAAUAAUCUCUCCUCCCACCUGUCCCAAAUGCGCUUACCUUUUAGAGUAAUGUUACGUAUAUCAUCUACACUCAUGAUUCAUGACAUAGGGAAUUAGAUAUAGUUAGUUUUGGAAUGGUUUUAUAUUUAUCCAUCUUUAUGUAUACAUGUGUUCAAAACAAAAUAAAAAAGUAGAUAUUUAAAUAUUCAAUACUAUAUAAAUAAAGUCUCUAAAUUUCAUCUGGGAAAGUGACAGUAAUAAUCACAUGCUUCUCCUUCCUUGUUUCUCAACCAAUUUAGAUGCCAAGAAAAGAAAAAGAAUCCUCUCAGAAAGAAGUCGCUGUUCUGUCCAAGAUGAAGCACCCUAAUAUAGUAGCUUUCUACACUGCCUUUCAAGGUCUCAUUUUCUAUGGCUUUGUUUGUUUGUUUGUUAAAAAAAACUCUCAGGGUGAGCAGAUGCAAAAGAGGACAGGGAUUGUGUACCUUUAAUAGUUGUGUAGAAGAGGGGUAAUCGGAAGGUAUUUAAAUAAAUUAUUUCCAUCCCAGUGGUGGAAAAUUAACAAUCUCACAGUGGACCGUUUGUGCCUUUAAUUUUGGGUGGUUUAGCUUUUUAUGCAGAACCAUGAACAGUUGCUCCUUGCACAUGUUUGAAAGACACAGGAUCACUACAUAUUUCCUUUGCUUCUAGUUACCCUAAUGCUGUGUAUACCUAGUGUAGGGUGGGGGUAUCUGUAAUAUCAGUAUAUUGGAGAUAGCCAGAUCUUAAUCUGUUUGGCAUAGAAUAUGUGUCUCGGUGUUGCGAGCCUAAGAAUUUGGGGUCUUUAGUUGAAAUCACUAUUACCUGACUGCACUGCUCAUAGAAGGAACCAUGUACAAACAUUAAACUUUAAAUGACUUUAAGCAUUUUUUGAAAUAGUGAUGGUGGCAAGAUUUAUUUUUUUUAAAAAAACACUGAUUUAUUGCUUCGGUUAAGUUUGCUAUACCAGUUGCCAUGAAAGCAGUUAAUUGCUGUAUUUGUAAAUACAAAGUUUGUUCAUAAGCCUAAUAUACUUUUAUUACAGAGAAAAAUAAGUUAUAUAUUAUUAUGGAAUAUUGUGAUGGAGGUGACCUUAUGAAGAGGAUAAUUUUGCAGCGUGGAGUGUUAUUUGAUGAGGACAAGGUAAGUUUGCAUUUUGAAGAACUGCCUUUUUUACAUUCUUCCAUUCAAUUAUUUAUCACAGAAAAAAGGACAACGAGGAGAUUGGCAUCCUGCCUUUCAUUUUCUUUUAUUUACCAAGUCAUUAAGGUAAAGGUAAAGGGACCCCUGACCAUUAGGUCCGGUCGUGACUGACUCUGGGGUUGCGGCGCUCAUCUCGCUUUAUUGGCCGAGGGAGCCGGCGUACAGCUUCUGGGUCAUGUGGCCAGCAUGACGAAGCCGCUUCUGGCGAACCAGAGCAGCGCACGGAAACGCCGUUUACGUUCCCGCCAGAGCGGUACCUAUUUAUCUACUUGCACUUUGAGGUGCUUUCGAACUGCUAGGUUGGCAGGAGCAGGGACCAAGCCACGGGAGCUCACCCUGUCGCGGGGAUUCGAACUGCCGACCUUCUGAUCGGCAAGUCCACAGAGCCACCCGCGUCCCUUCACCAAGUCAUUAGUGCCAUAAUAAUUUGUGCCUCUGGCAGAGUGAUCAGGGAUGAGAGGGAGAUCCAACAACAUCCAGAGAACCACAGGUUCCCUGCUCUUCUUUAAAAAGCUGGCCUCAAACUGAGGUCCUGGGUGCAAAUUUUGGAUUGAAGUUGAGGGCGCUGGAACAGAUGGACCUAUCGUGGACUGGGCUUACUUAGAACUACAGAGAGUGAAGCGUGCCUGCUACUCAGGGUGAGUGGUUAGGAAGUUGUUUGACUCUAAUCCCAGAGAUUCUAUUAGCUAGAUGUCUAAAUGUCUAAAUGUAUCUUCUGACCUUGUAGAAUAGAUAGUUGUGUCCAGGUUAUAUGUCAAGAGUGAGGUUGGAAUCCCUAUUUCCUGCUUUUUGACGAAGAGAUGUAUAUCUUAUUUUUUUCUGAUAUCUACUGUAUACAAUAUUAAAUUCAUCAUUUUUUACUGGCAUGUGUAUGUUUUAAAGGAAGUCCCCUCCCCCCCCGGUAGAAAUCACAGUGGUGGUGGUUUAUGGGGUAUUCACAUUUUAUCUUUGCCUAUAGAUCUUGAGUUGGUUUGUGCAAAUCUCCUUAGGACUGAAGCAUAUACAUGACAGGAAGAUUCUGCACAGAGAUGUAAAAGCACAGGUAAGUCAAAGGGGGAGUGCCUUUUCCCAGUUGCGGUUGGUAUGUCAACUACAACUGUUCUUGGACAGGGAUCCAUUGCUGUCACUUGAGGCUCAGGUGACUGCAGUGGCACAGCGCACCUUCCAUCAGCUUCAACUGGUGGCCUAGCUGUGCCCCUAUCUGGAUAGGGAUAGUAAGCAAUCUGGCUGCAAAACAGUUUGAGCAUAUAACACCACUCCAGGCUGACUGCACUGGCUGCCAAGUUUUGACUUAUAAAGUAUGGUGGAUUCCAUUUUUAUGGAACUCCCUUCCAGUUGACAAACACCCUCCUUGUUGAACUUCCAGUGCCUACUGAAGCCUUUAUUUCAGCAGCAUUUUAACUGAAUUCUGAUCUUGCAGUUUUAAACAAUCGUUAUUUUCAUACUUGUACGCUGCUUAGAGUCAGCUGUGAUUAAGCGGUAUAUAAAUCAUCACUUUUAUGGAUUGCAGAACAUUUUUCUCAGCAAUAAUGGAGUGAUAGCAAAACUUGGAGACUUUGGGAUUGCGAGAAUGCUGAGCAAGUAAGCACUAUUUUAUGGACUCUCAAUAUUGUUCUUUCCGUGCUAUGUCUGAAAAGGAUUACUUUGUUUUAGAUAGUGAAAUGUUUAGAGAGUGGGAUGUAGACUGGUCUUAUUCUGACGCUAACUCUAAACAAUGAUUUAUCCUUAUUUUUAUUUAUAAAAUUCAUACACUGCUUGAUUGUAAAAAAAAUACCUCAAAGUGGUUUACAAUAAAUGAAGAGAAGAGGUUGCAUCAAGCACCAUUUAUUUAAGGGCAAUAACCAUGUUCACCAUGGUUCUUUGGAAGAUAAAGGUGGUAUAUAAAUGUAAAAAAUAAAUAAAUGAGGGUAGCAAAUUAAAAGCUUCCAAAUUCAGUUUUGAAUAAACUGCAGUUUCCUCUUAUAUCUAAACUAGGGAAACAAUGGUUUAGUCUAACAGAUUAUUAAGCAAACUGAUCUUAAAUCACAUUUUUUGAUCCUGGUUUAUUUGAGGGUUCCUAUGUCACUGUUGGUUGGAAUACAGAUUUUCUGUUGCAAGUUGAAAUGUAUAAGUAUGUUCUAAUUUGUUCCUGGAGUUUCCAAAUGAUGAAUUGAUGUAGGCAUGUAUAGUUGCUUCCCCCGCCCCAAUUUCCCUAUAUAUAACAAACUUACUGGUCAAAACCAUUAUUUUUCAACGUUGUUUUCCUUUAGUACUAUGGAAUUUGCUCGGACCUGUGUAGGAACACCAUAUUACUUGUCACCUGAAAUCUGUGAGAACAAGCCGUAUAACAACAAAACGUGAGUCUGAAUAUUUCUGACGCACAUAUUUCAACCACAUCAUGGGAGGAAUUCAGUGUUGUCAUGGGUUUGAGCCCCAUGUUGGGCAAAAGGAUUUGUAGCUUCAAGAACACUGUCCAACCAUCUCGUCCUCUGUCGUCCCCUUCUCCUUGUGCCCUCAAUCUUUCCCAACAUCAGGGUCUUUUCCAGGGAGUCUUCUCUUCUCAUGAGGUGGCCAAAGUAUUGGAGCCUCAGCUUCAGGAUCUGUCCUUCCAGUGAGCACUCAGGGCUGAUUUCCUUAAGAAUGGAGAGGUUUGAUUUUCUUGCAGUCCAUGGGACUCUCAAGAAUCUCCUCCAGCACCAUAAUUCAAAAUCAUCAAUUCUUCGGUGAUCCUCCUGCUAGACAACUGGAAUUGCCCCAUAAGAAGGCCUUUUUUCAGGAGUGGAUAGUAAAUCUCUUACUUGUAGGUUUUGCCUCUGCCUUCCAAUGGCCUGUCUCCCCAGGCACUCCUAGCUUACAUGUUGGACAUGCCAUGUCCCAAAUGUGAAAAACCUUUGCUCUUAGAGAUUUGCCAAGCUCAUAUGAUUGAAGGAUCCUCUCACCAGCCCAACAGGCAUUCAUUGUCAUGAAAACAUGAAAUCUACUGAACAUCAUGGGUGAUCCUUACAUAUUGCAAGUAAUACUGAGACUUCUCUCUCUGAGGCUGACUAUGUAUUUAGAAGCUUAACUGUUCUAUUUCUCUUUUAUGCAACUUCUCUGUCAUCCUUUAUAUAUCCAUCCUUAUUAUUAAGAAAGCUUCUUAAUUUGGAACCUAGGAUGUGACCAUAAAUUUUGUGAAUUGUAUUUGUUUUUCAAUGAACAGUAUGAAAUAGUUUAUUGACUGCAUAGUUGAGAUGGAUAUUCUUGUUUUACAAUGUUUCCCCACCCCAUACUGUGAUUUCUUUCUUUUACAGAGAUAUAUGGUCCCUUGGCUGUGUAUUAUAUGAACUCUGUACUUUAAAGCACCCUGUAAGUACAUUAGCAGACUAUUUGUAAAUCGUUUAAUAUAAUAUUUACUAAGAAUGAACAUUUUUCAAGUGGAACUUUUCAAAGGCAGCAGUUAGUAUUGUAACUUUCAAUGCUUCUAAAUCUUAGACAGCUUAGGAAGGAUAUUAUAGAUCUGAGGGGGUUUUUCCUGGGCCACAUGGUGAUAUUUUCCCCAGAAAAGAUGCUGAGUCAACAUUUUUAUUUAAACAUCACAUUUCACUUGGCAGCUACUAUUCAUGGCUGUAUUUUAAUAUUUCAGUUUGAAGGCAAGAGUUUGCCUCAACUUGUGCUGAAGAUCUGCAGAGGCUAUUUCUCACCAGUAUCUAUGAAGUAUUCAUAUGAACUAAGAACAUUAGUAUCCCAGCUGUUUAAAACAGCUCCAAGAGAUCGCCCUUCUAUCAACUCCAUUUUGAAAAAGCCCUUUUUGGAGAAACAAAUAAAGAAUUUUCUGCCCCCUGAGGUGAGUGUCUGCUGUGGCUGCAGACAAUCCAAACAAAUGAGAAAACCCUUCCCUGGUAACCUUCACACUCCCUUCUGCCUCUUUUCACUUUGCACAUGGUAGUCACAUUUAAGGUGAAUGUAUAGAAUUUACAUUCGAGGAGUGGGAUUGUCUGACAUCAAUUGCUGCUAAUGCUUGCUUUCCGCAGGAAAAUGUAUUUAUUAACUGAAUUUAUUAAAGAAGCCCAGAGUGGUAAACACCAAAGUGGUAAAACAGGGUGAUUAAAAAUAGAAAUAUAUUUCCAAACAAUGAAGAAUAUUUUUAAAUAGUUGCUGGGAAUGGUAUCUCUGAGCCAUCAAAUGCCCAGGUGAACAGAAAUGUUUCUGAAUGCUUUCUGAAGGUUAAUAACGAGGGAGAAAGAAACACCUCACGAAGGAGGACAUUAAGCAAAUGGGGAACCACCACCAAAAAGGGCCUGUCAUGGGGUAGUGCCAACUGGACAGCACCCAGCACCACCACCACCACCACCAGGUCAUCCCCUACUGAUUGUAGGGCCCCAAAAUACCGUAUUUUUCGCUCCAUAGGGCGCACCGGACCAUAGGGUGCACCUAGUUUUUAGGGGGGAAAUAAAGAAAAAAAAUUCCCCCCCAGCCCCAAAGAGCAAAGAAGCCAAGACAGCCAGCGGGAUCCAUCCCGCUGGCUGUCUUGGCUUCCUCUUUAGGCACGCACAACCUCUCCAGCCGGGAGAGGCUGCGCGCGGCUUCCCCCGACCCCAGCCCCCAGAACAGGUCCGGGAGCGGAGGCAAGGUUGUGCAGCCUUGCCAUCGCUCCCGGAGCUUGCGGGCUGGGGGAACGCUCCGAAGGUUUGCGGAUAGCUGCCUGAAGCCCGGGGAGCGCAGUGGGAGUUGGCACUGCGCUCCCCGGGCUUCGGGCUGCAGGCUGCAAUCUGCAAGCCUUCGGAGCCCGGUGGGUACUAGUGAAUCACCACUUAGCAAAGAUGCAGCAUAGAUAGAUAGAUAGAUAGAUAGAUAGAUAUGCAUGUGUGUGUAAUCUGUUAUAUUUGCUUUUAGAUCAUGGAGGAAGAAUUCAGCCACACCGUCAUUCACAGAAAACGGUCACUAGAUUCACUGCCAUCAGGCAAGCUGUUGCUCACUAAGGUUUAUAUAUACAUAUAUAUAAAUGAAAGCAUAAUGCUUGAGAGAGAGAGAGAGAAAUUUGUUUUAAAUGGGUAUUGGUACUGAGAUAAUUAGUCAAAUUUCAGUGAAGAUGCUGUAUAAUGAAUAUGCAUGUUCCUUCCCCUUGGGGACACAGUGGCAUCAAAACUAUUGAGCAGAUGCGUGUUACUGAAUAGGGCUCUAGUUUAUGGGUUAUGCUUUCAAGGUGGUGGCCCCAUUCUGCUGGUGCUGUAAGUAAGAAGUUGGAUCAAGAGGUAUUUUAAUUAUGUAUUUAUAGAAAUAUUUAUAUAACACUAAUUAAUAAACAACAUAUCAAAGUGGUUCAGAACUACAUAAAGCCAUAAAUUAAAAAGCAUAUAAAAAGAUAAAAUCAGUUAACUACUGAGGUAGUAUGUAUUCUUAAUUGCCUGCAUAAGCCGACGGAAUCGGAAAGUUUUCAGCAGGCAUUUAAAAAUCGAAACAGAAGAGGCCUGCUGAAUCUCUGUUGGCAGAGUAUUCCACAGAACUGGGCUGGUGACGCUAAAAGCUUGGUUUCUUGUUGUUGUCGAAUUAGCCUCGCCAGCUUGGGGGAAUGAUCAGCAGCAACACUCGUGCAAUGAUUGAGCUGGGAUAUAAUGGUAUAGCUCUUAAGAUCACAGAACUGCUUUAGUCAGGUGUAGUUUUCUCUCCAAGAGAGUGAAACUUUAGUUUAUAUAUUGUUUAUAAGUGUUGCACUCAAAUAAAUUCAGGCCUCUGAUUCUGUCAUCUAAAAUGUAAAACAUGGGUAGAAUUAUUGUUGUUGUUUAGUCAUUUAGUCGUGUCCGACUCUUCGUGACCCCAUGGACCAGAGCACGCCAGGCACUCCUGUCUUCCACUGCUUCCCACAGUUUGGUCAAACUCAUGCUGGUAGCUUCGACAACACUGUCCAACCAUCUCGUCCUCUGUCGUCCCCUUCUCCUUGUGCCCUCAAUCUUUCCCAACAUCAGGGUCUUUUCCAGGGAGCCUUCUCUUCUCAUGAGGUGGCCAAAGUAUCUGUCGUUCCAGUGAGCACUCAGGACUGAUUUCCUUAAGAAUGGAUACGUUUGAUCUUCUUGCAGUCCAUGGGACUCUCAAGAGUCUCCUCCAGCACCAUAAUUCAAAAGCAUCAAUUCUUCAGCGAUCAGCCUUCUUUAUGGUCCAGCUCUCACUUCCAUACAUCACUAUUGGGAAAACCAUAGCUUUAACUAUACGGGCCUUUGUUGGCAAGGUGAUGUCUCUGCUUUUUAAGAUGCUUUCUAGGUUUGCCAUUGCUUUUCUCCCAAGAAGCAAGCAUCUUUUCAUUUCGUGACUGCUGUCACCAUCUGCAGUGAUCAUGGAGCCCAAGAAAGUGAAAUCUCUCAUUGCCUCCAUUUCUUCCCCUUCUAUUUGCCAGGAGGUGAUGGGCCCAGUGGCCAUGAUCUUGGUGUUUUUGAUGUUGAGCUUCAGACCAUAUUUUGUGCUCUCCUUUUUCACCCUCAUUAAAAGGUCUUCUUUCACCCUCAUUAAAAGGUAGAAUUAUUACUUUGCUGUUAUAAGGUAGCAUUAAUUUUAUGCAUCUUCUAGUAAAAGGUGGGCCAACGUAUUGCCAGUGUAUUGUGUGCAAACCACAGAGGCGAACACUACACCCUUUCCCUGAUGAGGUAGACUAAGAUGGUGGUAGGUACUUCAGUAAGCAUUGUUCAGGAGUAAUUCUCAUUACCUGUGUGCUCACAUUUUGGAGCAUAUUUAAUUGGAGCCGAACUGCACAUUUGGUGCCAAACAGGAUUCCCAACUCAGUGUAUGCUGCUGGUCAUUCUGGGGUUUUGAAGGGGAGGGGCAUAGGAGUAUGAUACUGGAAAUAAUUAUCAAAACCUUAUUUAAUUGAAUUAUCAAAGGAGCUCCUGAAGUUCAGAAAUCAAGAAUCCAUGAUCGUCAUUCACCCAAAAUCAAGCUGGAGAUGCUUCCCAGAAAACAAGAAAUAAUGUAUGAAAAUGAAUGGAAAGCUCCUUCAAGGCCCCAGGAUCCUAUUAAUCAGGUAAUAAUAAUAAAAAUAGUAAUUAAAGUUCUCUUGGUAUUUACCAUAUUUUCCCGUGUAUAAGACCAGGUUUUUUCCCUUAAAAAUAAUGUCAAAAUUAGGGGGUGUCUUAUUCAUGGAUACAUCUCCCCCCCAUUUGAGUCCCCCAAAAGAGGGGGUGUCUUAUAGAUGGAAAAGUACAGUAAUUAUUUAAUAGAGUUAUUUAUUUGUCAUGUGCUUUCACUUUGCAGCAGUAAAGGUAAAGGUAAAGGGACCCCUGACCAUUAGGUCCAGUUGUGGCCGACUCUGGGGUUGUGGCGCUCAUCUCGCUUUAUUGGCCGAGGGAGCCAGCGUACUGCUUCCGGGUCAUGUGGCCAGCAUGACUAAGCCGCUUCUGGCGAACCAGAGCAGCGCACGGAAACGCUGUUUACCUUCCUGCUGGAGCGGUACCUAUUUAUCUACUUGCACUUUGACGUGCUUUCGAACUGCUAGGUUGGCAGGAGCAGGGACCGAGCAACGGGAGCUCACCCCGUUGUGGGGAUUCGAACCGCCGACCUUCUGAUCGGCAAGUCCUAGGCUCUGUGGUUUAACCCAUAGCACCACCCAGUAGAUGGCACUAAUUCAGAGAUGAGUGACCCUCCAAGUGUUGCUGAACUCCAGUACCCAUUAUCCCUAAAUAUUGGUCAUGCUGAUGGGAGCUGGAGUCUAACACCAUCUGGAAGGCCACAGGUCUAUUAUUCCUGUACCGACUAAUUUAACAGUGUUUGACAAAUAGUCAAAUUAGGGUCAAACUAGAUGUGAGGUUUAAUGUGUCUUUGAAUCUGAUUCUGGAAUUCUUUUCUUCAUUCUGCCCUUGUAUUUUUUAAAAAUCGAAAAGCAGUUAUGAGGCCGUAAUCUAUAUAAUGGUCCCUCUUAGCUGCUGUUAGGAUUCUCACCUUUUUAUUUUAAAAAAAACUAAGUAGCAGAUUCAAAGCUAUGUUCUGUAUCUAAAGGUACCCCUGCCCAUACGGGCCAGUCGUGUCCGACUCUAGGGUUGUGCGCCCAUCUCACUUAAGAGGCCGGGGGCCAGCACUGUCCGGAGACACUUCCGGGUCACGUGGCCAGUGUGACAAAGCUGCUCUGGCGAGCCAGCACCAGCGCAGCACACGGAAACGCCGUUUACUUUCCCGUUAUAAAGCAGUCCCUAUUUAUCUACUUGCACUUUGAUGUGCUUUCAAACUGCUAGGUGGGCAGGAGCUGGGACCGAAAGACGGGAGCUCACCGCGCCGCGGGGAUUCGAACCGCUGACCAUACGAUCGGCAAGCCCUAGGCGCUGAGGUUUUACCCACAGCGCCACCCGCGUCCGUAUCUAGUUUGACCUUAAGUCUGUGCCUCUUUAAAGGGAUGUGCAAGCCACACUUUGCUGUUACACAUCACUCUUGAUCCAGAUCACACAGUUAACAUAAAAAGUCCAUGAGCACUUGCAAAUUGCUCACUUUUCUUCUUAAAGUUAGGUCAAGAGGAAGGCGUGGCUGCCUAAUGAGAUUGCCCCAGUGGGGUAGGGAGAAUGCUUAGGCACUUGUGGUGUUCAGUUGUUUAGGCCAUCAGCAGGCCAAAGGAGUUAAUGGGUUCACAUGAGAUGAAUUGAUAGGAGUCAUAAAUAUUGUUUAGCAGAAUGCUGUGUGCACAGAGAAAGCAUAAGGUGCUGGACUAUAUGGAACUUGCCAAACUGACCGGGAGACUCCGAGACCAGAGAGAAGAGACGGUGGAAGAAGACUGGAAGUAGUUUAAGGAAUAUUUGAAAAAAAUAUGUUAAUAUUUAAAUCUUAGAAUAGCCUUGGAAGUGGAUAUAGGCUGUAGGGUUAGAAGUAGAAGAUAGUGUAUUUUAAAAUAAUAUUAUUGGUAAGCGAUAAAACGUGAAGUUAUUUUAAGUGUGAUUAAAAAAAAAGAUGGCUAGAAACUAUGAUAUAUGUAAACUGCUAAAGAUGAAGUAAAAUGAAAAUCAGAUAGGUGGGACUUGGGGAAGACCACUUAACAAUGUUUAGAAAAAUAAGGAUAUGACAAGAAUUUGUUUGUAUUGUUUGUUUUUCUGUUUGUGUUCUUUAUUUGUGUUAUAAAAUGAAUAAAAAAAUUUGAAGAAGAAAAAGAGAAAGCAUAAGGCGCAGCACAAGCAGAAGAAUGGGAAAUGGAAUAUGUUUGCUAUUUUAUGUUUAUACCCCGAUUCUCAUCAGAAAGGUUGAGUCUUGAAUGAAGUUCUCAGCAGUCUUGUGUCCAGACACUGAUCAGGACCAAACUUCUUCAAUUUCAAGAAUGGCAGACCCUCCAAGUGCCCUUAUUUUCCAGGGACAGUCCCGGAUUUACAGAAGUUGUCCUAGUUUCUGAUUUGAUCCCGGAAUGUCCCAUUUUUCUUUAGGACAUCCCUAUUUUCAUCCGAGAAACGUUGAAGGGUAUGGAGUUAUCUGACCCCUGAGCCAUCUGAAGGCAGCCCUGUAUGCAGAAGUUUUUUUAAAUGUUUAAUGUUUUUAUAUAUCUUGGAAGCCGCCCAGAGUGACUGGGGCAACCCAGUCAGAUGGGUGGGGUAUAAAUAGUGAAAUUAUUAUUAUGGAAUAGGACAUCCUAUUUUCUUCAGAGAAAUGUUGGAGAGCACGGAAAAAUAUACCAUUGGGUGCUAAUCACUAGACCCAGGAAGUGAUAUGCUUUAACAAUAUGAUUUAGCAAAAGGAUAACUUCAGAGUCAGUGGAUUUCUUGCCUUCAUCAUUUUAAUAUGUAUGAUGUUUCCAGCCCUGGGGUCCUCGGUUGAAGAUGCGUGGGAAAUCAGAAGCUGCCAGAAUGAGGGGGCACUAUGGCCAUUAUUAUAUGAAACUUGAAAACUUGCAGAAAAGGCCCUUUGAGCAGGGUGAUGAUCCUUGUAUCAGCGAAAGAUUGGAAGAGUAUUAUAAGCAGAAAGGACAAAAACCACCACCACCACCACCUCACUGGUAGGGUGUUUUUCCUUGAAUAUUGAUACUUCUCAUGAUUUUGACAGGGGUAUUCUUGACUGUGUAAGAAUUGGUAAGAUUUUCUUUGCUUGCUUGCUUGCUUUCAGUUUGAUCCCACACCAAAUUAGGUAAGCUAAAGCCCAUUGACUUCAAGCUCAUGUUCAAAUUUGAAAUUCUGAAGUCAUACUGAAUACGAGCAGGUUUGUCUGCAACGUAUGUUGUGGCAGCAACAUUUAUUUUAUUUAUUGCAUAACAUUUAUAUACCAUUCAAUUGUAGCAAAACUUCAAAGCGGUUGGCAAAAAGAAUAAAAACAACACAAUCAGUUUUUAAAAGUUACAAAAAUAUUUAAAACAUUUAAAAAAAAAAUUAGCAACAAGCCAAAACCAGAUUAAAACAGCAUCGACUAGUCUAGAUAGACUUGCCUAAACAAAAAUGUUUUUAGCAGGUGCCGAAAAAAGUACAGUGCCUAUCUGGUAUCAGUAGACAUGGAGUUUCAAAAUAUGAGUGCUAAGAUGCUAAAAGAUAAAUUUCUUACAAGUGCAAAACAAUACAUGUCACCUGUAACAGUGCCCGUCCCUCAGAUGGAAUUGAUCCUGUGGGCAUAUAUGGGGUUGAUGAUUAUUCAGCUUCAGGUGGGGAGAGUAUGGGAUUGCUAGACCAUUUAUGACUGAAAAAUAGAGAAGCAGCGUGAAAAGAUUAGACUUCCAAUUUAACCUUUUAAUCUAUAGUUUUUGUAUUCAGUAGAGUUUGCUAAUAAAACUUGGAAUCCCGCUUCAGAUUUUCGCUGAUGUUCCUGUUUCUUCCAGGCCUGCAGAAUAUCUUCAGAGACGAUACAAUGCCCAGCAAUACAAGAUAAAAGUAGAGAAGCAACUUGUAAGCAUUUUUCCCAAUAAGAUAGAAUAACAAACUGAAACCGAUAAGCAAAUAGAGUGAUAUUUAAAAAUGCACUAGCAUGGAAAAAAACUCCAACUACAUUUUACUUUUCCAUUCAGUGGGGUGGGUUCAGAAAUGUUUACAUUUUGUAUGUUUCCAUUAUUUUGCAUAUAGGGAUUGCGCCCAUCUUCUGCUGACCGGCAGUAUUUUCAAAUGCAGAAUCAGGAGAUGAAGGAAGAGCAGUUGAGAGCUCUUGCUCAAAAAAAUAAAAUGAAAGAACAGGUAAGAAAGAGCAAUGUUAGUGCUCCCUUGGGCUAGGAAUCAUAGAGUCUUGUUGUUGUUGUUGUUUAGUCAUUUAGUCGUGUCCACCUCUUCGUGACCCCAUGGACCUGAGCAGGCCAGGCACUCCUGUCUUCCACUGCCUCCCACAGUUUGGUCAAACUCAUGCUGGUAGCUUCGACAACACUGUCCAACCCUCUCGUCCUCUGUCGUCCCCUUCUCCUUGUGCCCUCCAUCUUUCCCAACAUCAGGGUCUUUUCCAGGGAGUCUUCUCUUCUCAUGAGGUGCCAAAGUACUGGAGCCUCAGCUUCACGAUCUGUCCUUCCAGUGAGCACUCAGGACUGAUUUCCUUCAGAAUGGAUCGGUUUGAUCUUCUUGCAGUCCAUGGGACUCUCAAGAGUCUCCUCCAGCACCAUAAUUCAAAAGCAUCAAUUCUUCGGCGAUCAGCCUUCUUUAUGGUCCAGCUCUCACUUCCAUACAUCAUUAUCUCACCACAUCACUACAUAGAGUCUUAUUAUUAUGCAUAGAUCCAUGUAAAUCUGCUACUGCAAAACCAUAGUACAGGCAUUCUUUUUAGUAUGGGAAUACAGGUGGUGUUGCUUUUAAGCACUACCAUAUUUGUUAGGGCAGAAGUAGUUACACAUUUUGGAGCCAUUUUGAAGCCAUCAGCACUGGCAAUUAAUGGUGGAUUGCUUAGAACUAGUGCUAUAUCUUCUAGUCUUAGCUUUUGGGGUCUUGCGUGGGGUAGAGCAAUCCAAAUCUGUGAUCCACCGUGCUGGGUUGGAUGAGGUGCCCCCUCUACUCAGCUUGCCCAGGUGUGUCAUCACAGAGCUCCCAACUACACCUGCUUAAACUACAUGUGGUCUGAAUGGCAGCAUUCUCACUGGCAGAAUACUAAUGGCAGAAUACUAAUGGCAGCAUUCUUACUGGCAGAAUAAUAAUAAUAAUAAUAAUAAUAAUAAUAAUAAUAAUGGGUGGGUUAUAAAUAUUAUUAUUAUUAUUAUUAUUAUUAUUAUUAUUAUUAUUAUUUAUUAUUAUUUAUAACCCGCCCAUCUGGCUGAGUCUCCCCAGCCACUCUGGGCGGCUCUCAAUCACAUGUUAAAAACAAUAUAGCAUUAAAUAUUAAAAACUUCCCUAAACAGGGCUGCCUUCAGAUGUCUUUUAAAAAUAGGAUAACCUCUUAUUUCCUUGACAUCUGAAGGGAGAGUGUUCCACAGGGUGGGUGCCACUACCGAGAAGGCCCUCUGUCUGGUUCCCUGUAGCCUCACUUCUCGCAAUGAGGGAACUGCCAGAAGGCCCUCGGCGCUGGAUCUCAGUGUCCGGGCAGAACGAUGGGGGUGGAGACGCUCCUUCAGGUAUACAGGACCGAGGCCAUUUAGGGCUUUAAAGGUCAGCACCAACACUUUGAAUUGUGCUCAGAAAUGUACUGGGAGCCAAUGCAGAUCUCUCAGGACUGGUGUUAUGUGGUCCCGGCGGUCCCGGCAGAAGCUGGCCUAAAGCCCCAAUAUGGGACAUUUUGGGAACAGGGAGAGGGUGGGGAAGGGGCAGAGCUGGGCUGGCCAAGGUAGCCAGCCCAGCUACCAGUAAGUUGUUGUAGUAGGCCUGAUCUAGGCCUCUCCACUGAAGUUUUCUCCCCCCACACCCGGCAAACUGGCAUGAUUGGCAGAGCUCCAGCAGCAACUCCACUAUUCUAUCAAGCCCCUUUGCUGCCAGGAGUUUGGAUUGCUCUUUUACUUAUUUUAGGUGUUCUCAAAGGCUUUGGCCUUUGUUUAUUUAAUAUGCCACCUAUCAGUUCGGCAGCUACUGAGAUAAAUUUAUUAUUAUUAUUGAGCAGACCACUUCAUGCAAGUGAAAGGUCAUUUAGUUCCCAAAGUAGUGUGCCGUCAUGCUUUGGAAGCUUCUGUUUAAGAAAGGCGUAAAAUAUUCAUAGUAGUGUGUGUGUGUGUGUGUGUGUGUGUGUGUGUGUACUGAUAUUUGCUAAAGUCCUUUACACAUCAUAUAAGCUCUCCUGAACACAAUGGAAUUCCUGAAUGGACAUGCAUAAAAAUUUGCUGUUAACGUACAUAUUACUGAUACAUCAUGUUGCUUCUAAAGUGGGUACACAUUUUUUAAAAAUCUGAUAAUGUUUAACAGGAAUACCUGAAACAGCUGAAGAAGAUUCGUCAGCAGUACCACAGUGAAGUAAAUGAAAUUAGACGUAAAGCAGAAUCUCUAGAGGUAAAUUUCACUGCACCGAACCUUUACUAGAGCUUUCUCACACUUCCCUUUCCAAGAUGUGGAAAAUGAUAGUAAUUAUGCUGAAGUUGUUUAUCCUUCUAUUUAGACUAUUGUAGUGGGAGGAUUUUAGCAGUUGAAAUCCAUUCUGCCCCUUUAGUGGUCAAUAGGACUGACAAGAGUUUUGGGUGUGAGAGCAAAUAGUGUCUAGGAUUCAAAGUUCUCACUGCAUGCACAAGCAAUUCUACACAUGUAUCACUAUUUCUUUCGAUUUUUAAUUUAAUAUAUUCUUGUUUUAAAGGAGAAUAAAAGUAUAAAGGACAAAACAUAUAUUGUGAAACAGGGAAAGACUGAGAACCAACCUACUUAUAAUUAUAUUAUUCCUGGAGGACAAGAUGAACCAGUUCAGGUAUUAGCAACUCUGUAUGGUACAAUAUGAUAGUUGAAAUGUUUACAUUAAUGGAAAAGGUCACAGUUUUUUAACAUGGUUGACUGUGCUUUAUCAAAAUAUAAUACGAGCAUACUUCAUUUUUGACUGGAAGUAACUGUGCCUGUUAAUUUUUUAUUUUUUUAUUUUUGUCUUACAAGGAUCUUGAGCAAAACCUGAAACAAAUUGGAGUACAUAACUGGCAGGAGGAAAAUUUCCUUGAAAGAAAACACAAAGCAAAGGUUAAAGAUAAUAUUCUUCUCUUCAUUUUGUCCAGUCUUUGUAUACUGAUAGCUCUGAAAAUGGGGUUUCAGGUGACUGUGUCAGCCAGUGAUGAUCAUGCAUGUGAUGGCCAUUUCAGGUAAGUGGGAGAUAUAUGCUGUCUUUUCCUAUCUUCUUUCCUAAUCUACUCUUCCACAAAAUCCCAUACUGGGGAAGGGAGAGGAAAAACUGAAAGCACAUGAGUGGAUUGCUGCCUUCCCUUGGACCGGAGGAAUGAUAAUCAGCGUCAUCAUGCUCUCCUCUGCCUGUAUUUCAGAUGAUGGCAUGAGAAUUCUUUAAAAUAUGUCUGUGAUAGUUGGUAACUCUGUUUUAUUUUCUUCAGGGAGGUGUAAAGUUUCAGAUUGAUCUGAAAGAUGGUGUUUCAGAUUUCCAGAAAGAGAAAGAGGUAUGGGCUAUUGUUAUAUGUUACACCAGGUUAGCCUAGAAAAUGUUUUGGCUGGAGAAAAACAAGCUAAGCCUCAUAGUUUGUUAUGCUCAAAGAGAGCCGAGAUAAGUGAUUGAAUACCGUGGAGAAGCACACUUCUCAUUCAUAAAGCCGUAAUUUAUUUUUGACCGUGGUUUACUGCUGCAUGUGGGCCUAUGUGCAUGAAUUGAGUAAGUUCUCUCUUUUUUUUUUUAAUGAUAUUUAUUAAUGUUUCAAAAAAAGGAUACAUAAAUAAGAGAGAGAAAAAAAUAAAAAAAGAAGAAUACAAAAUACAAAAAAAAAAAACAAUUAAAAACAAUUCCAUCUUUUCAUCACUUCUCUUUCAUUUACUUAUUUCCCGGACCUCCUCAUACCUCCCUUUUUUGUAUUCCAGUUCAAUUUAUUAGUCCAGCAAUUCCUUUCCCUCCUUUUUAAUCCUAAUCUUUAAUCUUAAUAUAUUAUAGCAUUAGUUUUUUACGUAUUGAAAGUCCAAUUUUUCCAUAUUCUUUUAUACCAUUACAGCUAGAAACCACUUAACUUCAAUCCAACAUCAUUCUAACAUUCAUUAAUUUUACAAUAUUUCUGUAAGUAGUCUUUAAAUUUCUUCCAAUCUUCUUCCACCGACUCUUCUCCCUGGUCUCGGAUUCUACCAGUCAUUUCCGCCAAUUCCAUAUAGUCCAUCAUUUUCAUCUGUCAUUCCUCCAGUGUGGGUAGGUCUUGUGUCUUCCAAUGCAAUAAGUAUUCUUGCUGCUGUUGUAGCAUACAUGAAUUGAGUAAGUUCUCAAUGUACAUUGUUUCUUUUGAUAUUAGGAAUGUGAUAAACUUAAUGAAGCCCUAACUUUUGAAGAUGGAGAAAACCUUAAGAAAAAACUGACAAACAUCUGUGAUGAUUAUAUAGACAAAGCACUGCUAGAACUACAGUGUUGGGAAACAGGUGUGCUUCUCUAAACUGCUAGACUUUUUGGAGUGCUGUUCCCAUUAUUCAUUUUCAGUUACAUUCCUUCAUGAUCUUUCUGUUGCUCAUAUUAUAUAAACCUAUAUUUCUUAGAGCUUAUUUGUAUAACUUUUGUUUGUUUUUGUUUUGGGCAUACAAUGAUACUGUCUUGUCACCAUGCACCUGAUCAGCUCAGUUUUUUUGUUUGUUUUGUUAGGCCAGUGAUAAUAUGUAAUCAGUAUAUAACAAGAAUGGGUUCCAUGCAUAACUUCAUUACAAUAUAUGUGCUGAAAAAUCAACCAAUGGACCUUUGUGUCUCAUAAUUAACACCAGAUUUUUAUCCAUUUAGAUUUAAAAGCAAUUGAAGGUAAUCUCCUUUCCCUUAGGUGGUGACAAUGAAGAUGAUGCCAUAGUAAACAGAAAACACUGGCAAACAUCAGUCCCACAGACUCUUCUGAAUCUUCUAGAAAAUGCAGAUAUUUCCUCUACAUCCACUACCAUGGAUGAAGCAGGUAAUCUCUUGGGAAGCAUUUUCUCAGUGUUACUGACUCCACUUGGUUCUUUUACAUGUGAAAUACAGUGGGCAUUUCAGAAGGGUGCUGUACUGUGACCUGAAAUAUCAUUUCCUUAGUUCCCAAAGUGCAAGAGAGGCAUCCCUAAAAAAUCACCGUAUUUUUCGCUCUAUAAGACGCACCAGACCACAAGACGCACCUAGUUUUUCGAGGAGGAAAACAAGAAAAAAAAUAUUCUGAAUCUCAGAAGCCAGAACAACAAGAGGGAUCGCUGCGCAGCGAAAGCAGCAAUCCCUCUUGCUGUUCUGGCUUCUGGGAUAGCUGCGCAGCCUGCAUUCGCUCCAUAAGACGCACACACAUUUCCCCUUACUUUUUAGGAGGGAAAAAGUGAGUCUUAUAGAGCAAAAAAUACGGUACUUGUGAGUGCUAAGCUAGACUAUGAGCAGGUGGUUUCCUGACCAUUCCUAGCCUAGUGUGCUUGCUCAGAGCUAUUUUAAUUCUAUGUUUUGUCUGAAAAGGUCUGCAACCCCUGCUCUGUUCCCUCCCUAUCUCUAUAGUCAUCAUCCAUUCAGCUGUUUUCCGAAAUGGUUCAUGAACCUCCUAACCCACCAGAGGCCCCUAAGACUUGUUUUGUCUUAGUUUAGAAAUACUUUACACUGUCAUCUUCCUGUCCUUCAAAUAUUUUGUCUUUGGAAAAAAUGUUCCAUAGUGCUGUUGCCUGAGCAAAAGUGUCGGCAAAUGAAUGCACCUUUGUAGAAGGGUGAAUUAUGAUUACAGUGGUACCUCGGGUUAAGAACUUAAUUUGUUCUGGAGGUCCGUUCUUAACCUGAAACUGUUCUUAACCUGAAGCCCUACUUUGGCUAAUGGGGCCUCUUGCUACUGCUGUGCCGCCAGAGCACGAUUUCUGUUCUCAUCCUGAAGCAAAGUUCUUAACCCGAGGUACUAUUUCUGGGUUAGCGGAGUCUGUAACCUGAAGCGUCUGUAACCCGAGGUACCAUUGUACAGGAGCAAGAGAGGAAGCAAAAGGCAGAAAGUUCUUGACAUUUGGAGGUGAAAUGCAGUGGGGCUAGUUUUACAUGAAAACCUUGCUAAUGCAGAGUGAGUGAACAAAUAUGUAUUAUUAUUUCUCAGUGGGCCAGGUUAGCUUGAUGCCUCCAGAAUUCUCUGAAAACAGGAGAAAAUGGAGCCAAGAAUCACCUGGGACACUGAUGAACAUGCUAGCUGAAGCAGAAUGCUCCAGUGACACUUUGUGCCAAGCCGAAGAACACGGUAAGUUGCUACUUACAUAUUUUGCUACUUGAUAGUCACAUCUGAGAUUUAUUUGACAUUGCGUGCAGCUACUGAAUAUAUCAGUGCACUUAACCUAUGCACAACAAGCACACAGAUUGAGGGGGAAGCUUGAACUGCCCUAAAACAGACAGUAUCUGUGUAAUGUUCAUACCUCAGUACACAAUACUGAGCAUAAAGAAAACAACAGGAGGAUGGUUUUAAAACAAUCAGUCAUGAUAUUUUUAACGUACCAUGAUAUAAAGACAACAUGUAUGCUUGAAGUAAAUGGGGAAAGUUGCUGUGGCGUUCAUACGGAGCCCCCAGUCGUCUCACGGACUAUUGACCUGUACACCACUAAUCCGCUGCCACCAACCAGGUCCUCCCUGGUAAAAUCACUUCAGUCUCAGUCAGCUUUUCAAUUAAUAAAGAAGAGUGUAUUUUAUUUCAGACACAAACAAAACUUUUACAGCAUUCCAAACGUUGUUGCUCUUUACUUUCUUAGUCUUAUUUUCCUCUGUCUCUUCUAUCUCCCCACAGUCAAGAACCCACUGCCCUAACUGUCUCUCUAUUACCAACUGCCUUUCCCAACCAGCCAACCCACGAAAUCCAACCAGCUACCCACCACAACUCCCAACGAACUCCUUCCACAACUAGUUUUAUAGACCCACUGACUCCACCCCCCGGGUCCUGUCUGUGCAACCUAUUUAACUAUUUCCCCUCCAGCACUCUCUCAUAUAUGUUAAUGUCACAGUUGCCUACAGUAAAAUUGUGCCCAAAUAUCUUAUACAACCAAUUAUCGCUUGCAGGAUAAAUUGGAAAGUUAAGAAGCUUCACGGUAAUGAAACGAUGUGAAAGAUCGUCUAGUAAUUCCAAACUUAAUAAUGCCUAUCCAGGACCUUAUGAGAAUGCUGUAGAGCAGGCUUCCUCAACCUCGGCCCCCUAGAUGUUUUGAGACUGCAAUUCCCAUAAUUCCUGUUCACGGGUCCUGCUAGCUAGGGAUCAUGGGAGUUGUAGGCCAAAAACAUCUGGAGGGCCGAGGUUGAGGAAGCCUGCUGUAGAGUCUUAUAUAUUUUUCAAUUCCAGCAGAAGGCUUGGUUCACGGUGUUUCAAGCAGAAUUAUUCCUCACUGAGCUUAGGAGGUUUGGUGUCCUGCAUAUUAAAAAAGGUGGUUUCAUCGAAUCCUUGCUGAGCAAGGGGCCACCUCUAUCAGGCUAGCAAUAGUGACCCCUUAUCCACUAACCCACCUGGAAGUACCACUUCACACAAACAGAGAGAGUGCCUUUAUGCAAGUGUGGCCUAGUCCCAUUGUGAAUUUGGAAGCAGACCCACAUUUGGAAGGCAGUUCUCUGUGGGCUACCUCAUGUGAACUGGCCCCAUAUAUUUAGAUUAGAUUAGCAUCAGGCAUAAACCAAAUAGCUAUCCUCCUUGCUGUAAAUUCAAAGUGGCUUACAAUCUUAAAAACACAAUAAAACCAACUAAAACAUUUUCUGCUUCAGAGGAGACGGUAACCCCAUGCACUCCAAAAAAUGAUGAAGCUGAUUCAGAAGCGAGUUCUGAAUCAGAAGUGGAUGCUGCUGUUGAAGUGGAUGAAGAAAGGCUUGAUCCAAGAUCUGAUGACGAUGAUACGUAAGUUGGCCUUUGCUUCUUUGACACUAUCAGCGUAACAUAAAAGACUCUUAAGUAACAGCAUUUUUGAGCUGUUGAAACCUUUAGAUUUGUGACAAAUGUAUAGAAUGGGGAGAAUCAGCAACCUCACCAAUUUAAUAGCAUAGUUCUGUCUAGAUAAAUUAGUGUAAUUGCUAAAAACCAGCAUGCUGUUUGCUUUGAAAGGUGUCUAACUUACACUUAAGCUCAUGUUUGAUAUAAAGUACUGACAGUGGGCAAACUGAUAAUUUAGUAAAAAUAGGUUGACUAGCAAGCUUGGUGAAGCUAAAACUCCAGAACUGAAUACUUGGCUCUCAGUCUCAACAUUGUGUGAACCAACAUUGAAGGAUGAAAAACAGGAGGAACAGCAAAUACUUUCAUACUGCUCUUUGCUGACUCCUACUAUGAGGUCUCCCUUGAGCCAAAAAGUUUUAGGUACCCCUGGCUUAAACCAAUAGCACUUUCAGACAGUCCUGCUGAUUCCUUAAAAGCUGAUGAGAUGGGAACUCUGUGCGCUCACAACUGUGUAGGGCCCCAUUAACACAUAAACCAGCUCUCUUUUUCAAAAAAACUUUUUUGAUAAAUAUUGGCCAGUUUAGAAAUUCAACAUUAUGAUAACUUGAUCAAGAAUCGUAAUAGCCAUUUUAUCCUAUUAAUUUAAUCUGUUAAUGCAGAAACUUUGAAGAAUCUGAGGAUGAAUUGAGGGAUGAACUGGUAGAAUCCCUGGAAAAAGUAGUAACAUCUCUUCAAGAGGAGAUUAUAAAAGCCCCAGCUGAAACAGAAGACACAGAUGAACUGAAAAAAGAAGCAGUAUCCAAUGGUAACCUUAAAUCCACUGAAAGUUUGGAAGAGGAUAUUAACCUGACUACAGACAAACAGGAAGGAACAAUCAGUUAACACUCUCUUGGCAAAUAGUUCCUUAAGAAUGACUGGUAGCUAGCGGAGUGUGUUUUAAGAAAUGGUGAUCUCUUUCUAGGCUUAUCAACAACUAUUUGGGACCAUAAUUACAGAGGUGAGAGGUACGGUCCAGGUAGUGCAAGGCAGUUCAGUUUAACCAACUUUACAUGACUGGUUCCCUGCCUUCCUGCAUUUUGACAUUAUCCCCAGAGCCUUUACAGCAUUUAGUUCCUCAUUCUCCAGUUGCGUAUUAUAAUGUUACUUAGAUAUAAAAACAUCAUUAGGGAUUUGCAGCCCAGAACAAGUCGAGGUCUUGAUAUGGAAGCAUUUUAUUAAUCUUUCCCCCACAAGUCUUACUCAGCUAGAGACCUUGCAGCAUAGCCUAUAGAAUAGAAUGGUGUUUUUUUUAAUGGGAAUGUCACCAUGGCUAUUUCCCUUGCAUGUCUCCAAGGGUUGUCUUAUAGUGGAGGAGUCAGUAUGGAGGAACUCUUUCCUCUUUUGAGGAACUACUGUCACUCCCAGGUACCACUGCUUGCAGUUCAGGAUUAUAGGAUGUGUGGUCUAGCAACAGUUAAGGAAGGCUGGUGUUUUGUUUAUAGCUGUAUGUUUAGGGCUGCUAUAGAUCAGUCAUCAUCACACACACCUUGUGUGAUUUCUUAUGCUGAUGCCUUACCAGAUUUAACCAGCAGGAUAAGAAAUCUUUAUUGAAGCUGUUCUACUGUAGACUGCCUUGGGGCGUAGGUGAUCAUUCGUGAUUAAAUGCCCCUCCCAAAAAAUGUAAUUGACACUAAACUCCAUGUUAAGGCAGCUGUGGGGAACCUCUAGCCCUCCAGAUGCUGCUGAACUACAACUCCCAUCAUCCCUGGCCAUGGCCAAAGGUUACCCACCUAGCUUUUACCUAAUGUGAGGGUUUUCUGUUAUAGAGAAUUUAGUUUUGUGAGCUUUUGUCCCUAUACUGAAGUAGAGCCUAGACUAUAUAUAUAAUUUGACUUUCCAGGAUCAUUUUCAUUGUACACUACUUCACAACUUGAUAGCAUACAAUUCUGGUUGAUGUUCAGAAUCCACUGAGUCCUCCAAGGACAGCCUUUUCAUGACUCUGUAUUUAUUAUGCCAAGCAGAUCAUUGAAAUGGGAAGAAACUUUUUAGAAAUAAGUUAUGGGGAAAAUAAUCUGGGACAAAUGUAGAUUCAAAACUUGAUGCCACAAAUUCAAUUUAAGAUUAAACAGCUUGCUCUUUUAAGAAGCUAGGACUGAGUUGUCACCACUGGAAGCUGCUGUGUAUAUUUUGUAAUAUGAUUAUUCAGCCCAGCUACUAGAUCCUUAAGCAUAUUAUGUAUCAUUUCAUACCUGCUUGUGUCUAUGUCUAAGUUUGGGAGCAUAUUCUGUCAGACUGUCAUACAGGAAUAAGAUACCCUUUAUUGUACAAUAGAAAUACAGCAACUGUAUAUACAUAACGACUUAUGUCCAGGUAUCUAUGUACAAAAAAUUAUUUAAAUAAUUGUUCCACAGAUAACAGAAAUGUUUCCUCAAAUUCUUGUUCUGCAAAUCUCUUCACUGACUGACGAGCAGUUUGUCUGAUUUCUAGCCUUUUUGUAGGAGGCAAUGAAAAUAUAUAGGCCAUAGUAUCUGCAUAGUCGUCUUCAUUUUCUGCUAGAAAUCCAGUAAUAUUUCCUUCAUAGGGCACCACAAUAUCCAGCUUGGGGCCUCCAGAAUUGUGAGCAAGGAUAAUUGUGCCAGCUGCCAUACAUUCAACAAUUCCUAUAUGAGACAAAACAAGCUAUUGUUAACUACAGUUCUCACCAAUAACUAAGGAUUUUAGUGUCACUUUAAAAGCAUGAAGGAAAACAAAAUAGGCUGGAUCCUGAGAUCCCACCCACAGAAAAAGGUACUCCUCACACUGUUACAGAACAGAGGGGAAGCAGAUUUUGGGAACUGCAAAGGGAGGGUCCCUGAAAAUCUUUUCCAGGAGUAUGAGAUAGUAUAGGAAGUGGAAUCACUAACCGCUUCUGUUAAGAGCACAAUUUCUUGGUAGAAGAAGUGAUAUGACAUUGGUUCAAAACCAUAAUGUGUACAAAAUGGAAAUGGUGACCUGUUUGCAUUCUGCAGCAAAAUAGAUCCCAAAAAAUGAUCCAGCAAAAGCGGCUGUCAGAAUGAUUGUCACAGGGAUAUGCAAAACCGUAUCAUGAUGUGCACACACAGUUUUGCGGAAAAGAGGCAACUUGUGACCUCUGCUGGCUCAUUGAGAAGAUUAGACAUGUAAGUAGGAUUUCUCUCAGCAUCUGCAUUCAGUGAUGAUAGUGAAUUCCUCUUGAGCUUACAGCUUAUGCUGACAGUUUUCAAUUUUUGAAAGGGAUACAGGGAGGGGGGAGAGAGCAACUGAUUUCCCUUACAAUGAAGGAUAAAAAUAGAUGAAGAAGCCAUGAUUGUAACCUGGGAAAAGAUAAAAGUCGUUCCUGUGAGAGUUCAGCACUGGAACAAACAGCCAAAUGAGUUUGUAGAAUUUCUCUCCAUUAAGAUUAGGAUUCAAUAUGCUGGUCAGGCAUUAUGUUUGGAUAUUUUUUAGGGUGUGAUGUGCAAUAAGGAAAAGAGAUAAUACUAGGUUGGAUCCCUUCCAAAUUUACAGCUCCCAAGAAUGCACAAUAUGGAAGUAGCUGAACACAGUAUCAGUUUGAUGGAAGAACAGAUGAAAACAGCACUAAAGCACUUUAUAAACUCAUAAUUAGCCAUGCGUUUCAACACCAGGAGCCAAAGAAAUGAUACAGCUGACUAUAUAUAGCUCCACUUACCAAUCCCAAAGUGUUCAUUCCACAUGGUGUGAAGUCCAAUGGUCGCAUCUGCCAGAUGUUGCUUUAGCUCUUCAAAUGGAAUGUUAACUCUGAAUUCUACCCUUUUUUCAAUGCCCAACUCUUGGCAGAGCUUUUUAAGUCCAUUUACACGCUGCUCAUCUUCUUGGUUACGACAGCCACCAAUCAGAAUGAGUUUGGGCAGCAGCUCCUGCCCUGCAGUCUUUUCCAGCAAUUUCGCAAAGGCUCUGAUCUGCAGACGAUGGUCUUUUUCUGGCCUGAACUGGCUUACAGAAACAAUAGUUUGCUCUACAGCGCUCUUUUCCUCACAUAGAGGAAUAUCCAAGAAUGUCUGAACGUCACAAGGUGGAUACACAACACUGGUGCGAUCACUGCAUCUCCAAAGGGAAAGGAUGUGAUUGAAAGUCCAUGAAGAAUUAACCAUGACAAUGUCACUGCAAGAACCAACUAAGCCAUAUAUAGAAGCAAAAAUAUAAUAAUAUGUGAGUUUCAAUUUACUCAGUAGGGGAUUUCUUGUGAUGAUCGCUGCAUUAUUAAAUCGAGCAUUCUGAUUCCUAACCACAGAAAGCAUGUCAGUGCUGAUUGUAGGAUAAUGAACAUAACAGCCUAUCCGACAACCUCCUAAAUAUUUAAAAAGAGGAAGUGUGAAAGCAUAACCCAUGGAGUCAAUGUAGACAUCAGGAACACAGUUCACAAGAGCUUCCCAGCCAAGAAAUACAGAUCCUAAGCUCUGACCCAGCAGUGUAAAAUGUGGGUAAAGGGAAGCUUCUACAAGAUAGCGCCUUCUCAAAAACACAAAUUUCACAGGUUGAUUUAAUCUGAUGUUGAAUCGUCUGUAAGCACCUUCAAGGAUAUUUUCAGCUGUGACACCAGCAUCACCAGUGUAGACAACAUAGGACACAUCCUUGUACCUGAAAAAUGAAAUGUAAUUUAUCAUCUGCAAAUCAUCUUAAUUUUACACUCAGUAAAAGAGUCCAUUUAUGGGAAGACGCUUUAAUUUGAUUGCCUUUCUUGGAAUGUCUAAAACUACAACUGUCGGCCACUAUUUAUCUAUCUUUUCUGUACAACUACUAAGCUCUGUUUUCCUUGGAUGCAUACGUUUUGUUACUUGAAAUUAAAAAUCAAUUAAUAAAAGAGACUAUGUC